Molecule: messenger RNA, 948 nt
Organism: Recurvomyces mirabilis
Lineage: Eukaryota; Fungi; Ascomycota; Dothideomycetes; Mycosphaerellales; Teratosphaeriaceae
Exons: 2
Coding region: 1-948 (315 amino acids)
Cellular component (GO): nucleus; cytoplasm
Molecular function (GO): heat shock protein binding
Source: RefSeq, a predicted model, not a curated record
AUGCCUUCCGCAGAUAUCGACCUCCAGGACACGCCGCCAUCCAUCAACCCAUACGAAGUCCUAUCCAUCGAUAAAUCCGCCACACCCGACCAAAUCAAGUCCGCCUACCGCAAAGCCGCCCUCCGACAUCACCCGGACAAAGCUUGCGACACCGACAAGGAAGAAGCGCACACCAAAUUUCAAGAAGUCGCCUUCGCCUACGCCAUCCUCUCCGAUGAGCGAAGGCGGAGACGCUAUGACGCCACCGGCAGCACAUCCGAAUCCCUCGACCUCGAAGACGACGACUUCAACUGGGCCGACUUCUUCCACGAACAGUUCGAGCACGUGAUUAGUGAGGAUAGCAUAAAUGACUUUGCCAAGAGUUAUAAGGGGAGUGAGGAGGAGAAGCAGCAUGUACUGAAGGCGUACGAGAAGUGCGGCGGGAAUAUGGAGAAGUUGUAUGAGGAGGUCAUGUUGAGCGAUAUGCUGGAGGAUGAGGACCGGUUCCGAGUCACAAUCGACAAGGGCAUUGAUGAGGGCGAGGUGGAGGGGUAUAAGAAGUAUACUGCCGAGUCCGAGGCGGCGAGGAAGAAGAGGAUGGAUAGGGCACGGAAGAGGAAGGAGAAAGAAGCCAAGGAAGCUAGUGCAGCGGAGAUGGAGACAGACGAGGAUCCUCAAUCGAAAAUGAACAGGGCCAAGGCGAAGAAGGGCAAGGGUGAUAUGGGUGAUCUUGCAGCUCUAAUCCAGAGUAGACAGAAGGAUCGUGCUGGCGAUUUCUUCGCGGGGUUGGAGGCAAAGUAUGCUGGUGGAAGUGGUGGUGGGAAGAAGAGCGCGAAGAGGAGUAGUGAGGACGAAGGUCCGAGCGAGGAGGCUUUCGCGGCGAACAGGAAGAAGGGGAAGGCUUCCACGAAUGGUGGUGGCGAGGAUGCGGAGGCUGGGGCGAGGAGGACUCGGAGGCCAGUCUGGUAA